Molecule: messenger RNA, 2347 nt
Organism: Papilio polytes (common Mormon)
Lineage: Eukaryota; Metazoa; Arthropoda; Insecta; Lepidoptera; Papilionidae
Product: proton-coupled amino acid transporter 2-like
Exons: 9
Coding region: 105-1496 (463 amino acids)
Biological process (GO): amino acid transmembrane transport
Cellular component (GO): vacuolar membrane
Molecular function (GO): amino acid transmembrane transporter activity
Source: RefSeq, a predicted model, not a curated record
UCCAGUGAACGCGUCGGCGCGCGCCUCUAUUGGAUUCCCAGAACAAAUAUCAACAUCGGAAAGAAGAACGUUACACUACCUUGAAAAACUACAAGUUCGCAAAGAUGGAAGAUAAAAUGGAAACGAUACGACUAGAGCCAAUGUCUAACAACACAGCUCCAACCAGCCCCGAUAGAGAUGAUAAUGCUGAUUACGACCCACAUCUUCAUCGGCAAUUAGAGAAACCAACAAACAACUUGGAGACCCUAGUGCAUCUGCUGAAAUGCAGCCUUGGCACUGGGAUCCUUGCGAUGCCACAGGCGUUCGCCCGGUCUGGCCUCGUCACCGGCAUCGUGGCCACCGUGCUCGCUGGCAUCCUGGUCACGCAUUGUCUCCAUGUCUUGGUACGUUCGCAAUACGCAGCUUGUAAGAAACUCCGAGUGCCUUUGCUGUCGUACCCUGCAGCAGCUGCUACGGCUUUCAGCAACGGCCCGCCGGCAUUCCGCGGCUUCGCUAAACCCUGCGCUAUCACUGUUGACGUAUUCCUCGUCGUCUACCAGUUGGGAAUCUGCUGCGUAUACAUCGUGUUUAUCGCUGACAACAUCAAGAAGGUGGUCGACCAUUACUACGAGAUGGCAGUCGAAAUUCACAUGUUAAUCAUUCUGGUCCCUCUGAUUGCUUUCAAUUUGAUACCUAGUCUCAAAUUAUUGGCGCCAUUUUCCGCAGUUGCAAACGUGAUGACUUUAGUGGGUCUCGGUAUCGUGGUCUACUUCCUUCUCUCUGGCGAAAAGUCAACUGAGCCAUUGGACCUUUGGGGUUCCGCGGAAACCUUUCCCUUAUUCUUCGGGACCAUUUUGUUUGCGCUAACAGCUGUUGGAGUGGUGAUCGCGUUAGAAAACAAUAUGAAAACUCCUAAGGCGUUCGGUCACCCCUGCGGAGUACUGAACACCGGCAUGACGUUUAUCGUCUUGCUUUACGUCGCAGUCGGUGCUUUGGGCUACAUAUUCUGCGUCUCCAAUUGUAGCGACUCUAUCACUCUGGACUUACCGAAGGGCGACCCGUUGGCAACGACAGUGAUAGUGAUGUUUGCAAUCGCCAUCUUUAUUAGCUACGGCCUACAUUGCUACGUGCCGGUGGAGGUGCUGUGGAAAGGAUACCUUCUCCCGUGGCUCGAGGCUUCAGGCUCGAACCGAUUGCUGGUUUGGAAAUACGGUCUCAGAAUAUCACUUUGUCUUUUGACUUUUCUAUUGGCGGUAACGGUUCCACGUCUGGGGCUAUUCAUCUCACUGUUCGGUGCGCUCUGCCUCUCAGCUCUCGGAAUCUGCUUCCCGGCCAUCAUGGAAUCUUUCCUGCAGUAUCCAAAAAAGCCGAAGCUACUCCUUUUAAAAGACGUAAUUCUCUUCAUUAUCGGGAUCGUUGGACUGCUCGCUGGAACCUAUACUGCGCUCAUCAGUAUUGUACGUUCGUUCCAACCUCAAGCUGUAUUAGCUCAUGGAGCAGAACAUCAACAUGAGUAAACAACCAUGCUCGCACUUUCGUCUCAUCAUCGAAUAUAGCCCAAAGAAUCGACCUAUUCUAUUUUCAGUAAAGCUUCAAGUGCCUUCAUUAAUCGUGUGCAUGGGAUUCUAAAGUAUGAGAGGAUUUAUCAAUGUUUCUUAUGGAAUGAAUGAGUUUGAUGGUUGUUUAAACUCUUUUCAUAUUUUGUCAUUUAAAAACAACGGUAUAUUUUGCUAAGCUAUUUAUGAAUUAUUAAAUUCGAGCAAAUAGAAGGCUAAGUGCACAAAAGCUAAGCUAUAUUAGCAAGGAUAUAUAAUAUUAUUUGUUUUGGAACCGAAUUAUAUUUUGAUCAUAUUUUUAAAGUCUUGUGAAAACAAGCAAUCUGUUAACUUUGUACUAUGAAACAGAUAUUAUAUAUAAACUUUUGCAAACAGAGUACAUUCAUGUGUAAAUGCAUAAUAAAUAUAUCCUUGUCAAUUAAGAUAAUUAAGCUGUAUUUGUAUUGUUUUUCUUUUAACAUAUUGAUUUUGAUAUAUUUGAAAUAAAUUUAAAGUCUGCGGUUAAAAAAGACAGUGAACAAGUUGGGUAAUGUAGAAGAAAAUCUGAAAUGUUCAUUUGGCGUGCGUUUUAUUUAAAACGAGUAUUGUUUUUGAUUUGUUUUAAUAUCAUGCAAUACAAUUGGUAUUUUCUUUUAAUUGUUUAAGCUUAAAAUGUAUUUUGUAGUUAAAGCUUAUGGGGUUAAGGUUCAUUUUUAUUAGCAUUGCUAAUUUCGCUAUCUUUUUUGGAAUGUAGAAAGUAGAAUAUAUAAUUAUUUGGUGUAUGAAAACGAUACUGAAUCUUAAUUUGCGUGUAAGUAAAUGAUUAUUUGGAA